Molecule: messenger RNA, 681 nt
Organism: Alnus glutinosa
Lineage: Eukaryota; Viridiplantae; Streptophyta; Magnoliopsida; Fagales; Betulaceae
Product: non-specific lipid transfer protein GPI-anchored 3
Exons: 3
Coding region: 57-530 (157 amino acids)
Source: RefSeq, a predicted model, not a curated record
UAGCACGAGAGAAGAAAAAGAAACAAACAGACCCAUCAUUUUCUGAUUGAAAAAUCAUGGCUUCCAAGCACAUUUUAACGUGGUUUCUUCUGUUUUCUUCAUGGGUGUUUGUGGGUUACUCUCAACCGUCAUGCAUACAGAAACUCCUUCCAUGUCAGCAAUUCUUGAAGCCACCUGCCUCCACCCCGACGGCGGCGUGCUGUUUGCCGUUGAAGGAGAUGGUCUCCGGUGAUCCCAAGUGCCUCUGCGACGUAUUCGACAAUCCCGACCUCCUGAAGUCGCUCAACGUUACCCAGGAUGAUGCCAUGAAGCUUGCAAAGGCCUGCGCUGUCAAUGCCGACAUAUCAGUUUGCAAAACAGCGUCCCCGCCAACCAGUUCAGGAACUGCCCCUCCUCCUACGAACAGUUCUUCCUCAAAUAAUACAAGCAAUUCAACACCAAAAGGUGCAGCCUAUGGGUUCUCUCACUUUGGUGUAUCUGGUUUUGCAGCUUUCAUUGUGGCUCUUUUUAUUUCAGCAUUCCAGGCCUGAUAGAAACUGCUUCAGUGUUCAAGUUUGUUUGUUCUUCCAAUAAAAAUACUUUCAGCUCUUUUUCUUGAUGCAUUUUUAGAAUGUAAUUUUUGUAUUUUGUUUAAAAAAGACAUAAGAUCAAAGAAAACAUUGUUUCAUGUUUUCAAGUGUA